Neodiprion fabricii is the source of this 1353-nucleotide messenger RNA. RefSeq lists its product as uncharacterized. The coding region runs from base 1 to 1353 and encodes 450 amino acids. NCBI's taxonomy places the organism in Eukaryota, Metazoa, Arthropoda, Insecta, Hymenoptera, Diprionidae. The transcript is spliced from 2 exons. Gene Ontology annotation, molecular function: nucleic acid binding. The record is from RefSeq and is a predicted model, not a curated record.
AUGGGUUGGACAAAACGUGGUAAUGGACGUAGCUAUGACAGCUUGAACGGUUGUAGUACAAUUAUUGGAUUUUUAUCGGGAAACAUUUUGGAUUACACGACGAAAAAUCGAAAAUGCCGGAAAUGCGAUAUGGGUCGUAAAAAAGAAGACCAUGACUGUCGAUUAAAUUUUUACGGUAGUGCUAAAGUGAUGGAGCCUGCGGCAGGAGUUGAACUUGUCAAUCACAGCAGCAUCUUAAAGGAAGCUGGUCUUCAAAUACGAGCCAUCAUAGGAGACGAAGACAGUUCUAUGAUUGCUGCUGUACGAGCAUACAAUCCAACUCAAGAAUUUCAUAAAUUAUGUGAUAAAAAUCACUUGACCAAGAAUUUUGGGACAGCAUUGUGGAAAAUGCAAUCGAGUUAUAAAGAAUUGGCUAGACAGGGUGUUUCUCCUCACAUUAAAAAAUGCUUCUCAUAUGCUGUGUCUCAAAAUAAGGGGAAAUCUGAACAGUUGGCUUUAAAUUUGAAGCAAAUACCUGAUCACUUAUUCAGUAGACACGAAAAUUGCGGUAAUUGGUGCAAUCCUAAUAAAAAGCAUACACUCAAUCUAUCAGAUGAAACUUUAUACGGUGCAUUAGUUAACUUAUUUGAAGUAUAUGCCGCUAACUCACAUAAAUUCUCUGUAGUGGCUUCAAGCCAAGGCAAUGAGAGUUUUAAUAAUGUUGUAGCUCAUAAAGCUCAUAAAAACAAAUGUUUGAGCACAAGUGCUGCUUGUGAUAUCAGAGUUGCAUCUGCUUUUUGUGUUAAAAAUGAUGGUGAUAAGAGUGUUUUGAAUAUUCAAAAAAAGUUAAAUCUUCCUAAUGGACUUCAAACGGUUAAAUACGUUCGUCAAAUGGAUGUACACCGAGAGAAGAUAACGAUAUUUAACCAGACAAAGGGUAAAAAAAUACGUCGAUUAGAAUUGAAGAGAAAGAGAGAGCUUUUGAGGAAAAAUAAUGAAAAAAGUGAGGGUAUUACUUAUGAAAGUAAUUGCGGGAUUAAUAGAUUAAAUGAUUAUGUUCGUGAUAGCAAAAAGAGUAACAUUAUUGAUGAACAUGAAACAAUUGUCGUUUACUUCGACAUUGAAACUACUGGAUUUGCAGCUGAUGCUCAUAUUCUACAAAUAGCUGCUAUCUGUGACACAGAAGUUUUUAAUGUUUACAUUCACACCAAAACUAACAUCUUCGCGUCAGCGAGUGCCGUUACUAAACUUCACCAUGAUCAUGGGAAAAAUUUAUUUCAUGAUAAGAAGAAGGACUAUCCACGACUCCACCAAAUCUCGCACCCCAUUUUUCCGAGCGGCUUUGGGGAUCCAACUGUCACGACGCCAUUUUGA